Messenger RNA from Eutrema salsugineum, 547 nucleotides. RefSeq lists its product as uncharacterized. NCBI's taxonomy places the organism in Eukaryota, Viridiplantae, Streptophyta, Magnoliopsida, Brassicales, Brassicaceae. Bases 63 to 308 code for a protein of 81 amino acids. The record is from RefSeq and is a predicted model, not a curated record. The transcript is spliced from 2 exons.
AAAGCUGAAACAAAUCAAAGACAGGUUGCUUUGUCUCUUGUAGUGGAGAAAGAGAGGCGGCCAUGGGAGGAGGAAUGGGUGCGUUUUGGGGAACUCGGGUUAUGGAAAUAGUGAAGAAGCACGAUUCCGGUGGUCUUCUUUGGAAACGAAUCAAGCUUACCCCUACUCGUAAAGCCAAUGCUAAAACCCGCCUCCGUCGCGUUUGGCAGAAUGAGGCUGUUCUAAGGGCGUGUGGUGAAUCAGAUGCAUCAAAUUCGCCGGGAGUUGGCAACACAGAAAGCUGUACCAGUGCGGUAAAAAACGAGUAAGGCGGAAGAGAAGCUAGAGGAGCUACAACAAACAUGGUCCUAGUUAUUUGAUAAGGAAUGGUAGAUUAAGUCUCUGUCUUGACUUGAUUUAACAAAGGAAUAAUAUUUGAAACCUUGUGUUGUUGGGUUAUUGGUUUUACAUGUUGAAUUAAUUUGUUUUUUUUAAGAGUAGGCAUCCCCACACCAAAACAAAAUGUGAUUUGAGUACUGAUCUUCUUUUGUUGUUGUUGUUGUCGUCG